Molecule: messenger RNA, 1447 nt
Organism: Chiloscyllium plagiosum (whitespotted bambooshark)
Lineage: Eukaryota; Metazoa; Chordata; Chondrichthyes; Orectolobiformes; Hemiscylliidae
Source: RefSeq, a predicted model, not a curated record
AUUGAGGGGGCCAGAUACACCCAACUGGAGCCAGGCGCUGAACUCAAAUGUUUUUCUGUUGCAUCUUUAAGAAAAAAUUGCUGUAUUCAGCUACGUUAGAAUAUGCCGGUGCUCUCAGAUUUUUGCAAUGCCAUCCGAAACUUUUGUUGCAAAGGAAAUGUUGAGAAUGACAGUCCCACACAGCAAGCAAAACAAAGAUUAAGCCGAAGAGGAGCUAGACAGACUGGGAGCAGGAGAACGAUUCAUUUCAGCGACACUUCAAAGGAGAAGCACUUUACACACUCCAGCAAAGAAAGAUCGAAAACUGCACAUUCAAAAAAGUCAGAGUCUGCAAAACAUAAAGAAAGAAAGGAUGCAAAAUACAAAGGGGGAAGGCUAACUCCACCAGACAGAGGCAGAGCACACAAUCAGAAUAUCCAGGAGAGUGCGCACAGAGGCAGGAAAAGCAGAGAACAAAGCAGAGAGAAAUCCAGUGGCCAAAAUGACGCUGCAGCCAACAUAGAGAGAGGAAGCAGACAACAGAGCAAAGAGAAGCUGGGAGGCCAGAAAGACACUGCAGCCAGCAGAGGGGGAGUAACUAGACAGCAGAGCAAAGAGAGGCUAACUAGUAGAAAAGGGGCUGUAACACAUACAGGCAGAGUAAGCAGAGAAUCCAGUAAAGAGAGGCUGAACGUUCAGAAGCACAUGGAAGCUAAUAGAAAGGGGUCAAGCAAAAAACAAAGCAGAGAGAAGCUAACUGGUCGAAAAGACACUGUACAACACAGAAGACCCAGCAGAUAGCACAGUACUAAGUGACUGAAUGAGAAGGGAAACUUUGCAGCAGAAAGAGCAGGCAGGUGGUACAGCAAAGAGAGACUGAAUGAGAUGGAACCACAGCAGCAGCCAAUGACUGAGCCAAUGGGUAGCAGACAAUGGUAAGAAACUCAGUAAAAGGAAAGGCACUGCAACAUAGAAAGAGAGAGAGGCUAACAGCACAGCCAAGACAGGACAGGAUGCAGAAGGAGACUGGGUAGCAACACUGUCGAUGGCUGAAUGAGAGCAAAGCAGGUGUGUCACAGAGACUAGAACAGCAGUGCAGUUUAAUCACUUGUUGGGAGUUGGGUGAUCUCGAAGGUAGAACUCACAAGAAGACAAACCAUUCUCCAGAAAGAUAAUUAAAAUUUUAAUAUAAUGAUAAGAAAUAAAUUGAGUUAAAUCAAAAAUGUAAAUUGCUAUCUAUAAUACACCUUUUCUGUGUUGUUUUGAAUAUUUUGUGCAUUUUUAUGUUUUGAGUCAGCUGGAUUUUUCUCUUGGAGGAUCAUUCUCCCAGUUGGAGCUCUCACAGCUCACAAACCACCCUCCCAACUGAAGUGUGAAUUUUCCCAUGAUAUUUCUGUUUUUUUCUCUGCAGAGUUUGGGUUUUCGAUGCAGUUUGAAGGUACUGGAGGAGUAUGGGUGCAGGGGAUCC